AUGGAGGGAAACGAGGGAAGCACCAACAACGAAGAUGAAAGAAGAAAUAAAGUUGGAAGGCCUGCAUUGGAUAUUACACGAGAAAAUCUUGUCGUCUUGCAGAAGAAAGGCUUCACAGCAAAAGAAAUGGCUCAAAGUUUUGGAUGUUCUCAGUCCUUAAUUUACACCAAGCUACAAACUUUAGGAUUGCAACAGAGAAAAAAAUAUUCAAGUAUAUCACAUGAUGAAUUGUUGGAAGUUGUUUCCAGAAUACAUAAAGACUUUCCAGCUGCUGGUGAAAAGAUGAUGCAUGGAUACCUUCUUGCUGAAGGAAUUUAUGUACAGAGGAAAAGAGUUCGCGAGACCCUUUCAUCUUUAGCAGAUAGAAUGGAAAAGAAGAAACCCAUCUCCAGAAGGGUAUACAAAGUACCAACUCCCAAUAGUUUAUGGCACAUGGAUGGUCAUAUGAAAUUGGCCAGGUGGGGAAUUACUACACAUGGAUGUGUAGAUGGGUUUUCAAGGUGCAUAGUUUAUCUUCAUGCUUCAUUAAACAACAGAGCACCUACAGGGAGAUCUGUGCACAACCAGAGGAUCGAAAGAUUGUGGAGGGAUGUGCACACACAAGUUACAAGCUUCUUCUAUAGCACAUUCUAUGCUCUUGAAGACAGUGGGAAAUUGGAUAUAAACAAUCAAAAUGACAUGUUAGCUCUGCACUUUGUAUAUCUGCCGGAAAUUAAUCGUCGACUUUCCCUUUUUCACAGCUCCUGGAACCAACAUUCCAUAAGAACAGAGGGAAACCAGACCCCAGAACAGCUGUUUAUUACUGGAACUCUUACAAAUAGCAGCAAAAACAGCUCUGCAAUACAAGGUAUAUUAUCUCAAGAAUUCUCCCUUAAAGAACAGUUAAAAAAAGGACUAAACGAGUAUGGGCUGUCCCUGGAUGACUUUCCUAAUACAGACAUUCCAGAUGAAGAUGAUGCUAUGGAACAAUUACAGUUACCUGACAAUGUUAUUCGAGAGGACAUGGUGUUGGAUGAAAAAUUUGAGGCAGUCAAAAUGUUCCUUUAUACCUCAGCAUGAUUUCUUCAACCAAGAUUCCACACUUUACAUUUUUUUAAGCUUUCAUGUAAAGGGUACUUAACACAAACAAAAAGUUUGA
Molecule: messenger RNA, 1138 nt
Organism: Saccostrea cuccullata (small rock oyster)
Lineage: Eukaryota; Metazoa; Mollusca; Bivalvia; Ostreida; Ostreidae
Exons: 4
Coding region: 1-1059 (352 amino acids)
Source: RefSeq, a predicted model, not a curated record